AUUAGAAAUCUCAUUCACCAAAAUAAGCCCCUCACUGCAUUACUUCUAAUUGGUUUUCUAAAAGUAAUAAAUGUUUUUCGGGUAGAAUCUAAAAGACAAAAAAAAGAUUUAGUUAAUCAACACAGUCCCGUCAAGAGGCUGUUGUCCCGUUUAGCCCUCACCCUGCCAGGACGAUCGGUACGUCUCCUGGGGCAGACAGGAGGAGUCCGGCUUUUUAAGUCUACACAGACGCCCCUCAAGAGGAAUCCUUGGAUUAUGCCAACAAUGAAACCAGGAAAGUCCUUAAUACCCAAGAAGGAUUUUCAGAACUUGACCCGAAGGAAGUACUCUCGGGAUUCCGAGGACCGAGAGCGGUCCCAUUUGGAGAGCCGCUCCAAGGGCCCUUCUCUAAAGGAUCGGCUGAUGGGGCCGCCGACUGAGAAUGCCUACGGAAUGGGUAAGGGUGCCGUGGCUGGGGCUGCCCUGAUGGGUCUUGUUGGCCUUUGCUAUUACGGUUUGGGCCUAAGUAAUCAGCCCAGUAUCUACGAUCAUUCCGUGAUGUGGCCGCAGUAUGUGAGGGACCGCAUUCAUGCCACUUACGCCUACUUUGGGGCAUCCUGUGCCGUAACAGCAGCUUCCGCGGCUGCCAUAUUCCAAUCGGAGUCUAUGAUGGCCUUGAUGACGCGUUCUGGGUUGAUUGCGUCUCUGGUGACCCUUGGCCUGGUGAUGGUUAGUGGCGCCGUGGCCCAGAGCAUGGAGUAUCACCCAGGCUUGGGAGCCAAGCAAAUAGCCUGGGCUGCUCACUGUGCCAUCCUGGGCGCUGUUCUGGCGCCUAUGUGCCUUCUAGGAGGUCCUAUACUGACCAGAGCCUUCCUCUACACCGGCGGAGUGGUGGGAGCCUUGUCCACUGUGGCCGCUUGUGCGCCCAGCGAGAAAUUCCUCCACAUGGGCGGACCCCUGGCCAUCGGGUUGGGUGUGGUCUUUGCCUCAUCUUUGGCUUCCAUGUGGCUGCCGCCCACCACAGCCGUGGGGGCGGGGCUGGCCAGCAUGUCUAUUUAUGGCGGAUUGAUCCUAUUCAGCGGAUUCCUCCUGUAUGACACUCAGCGGAUUGUGAAGGCGGCCGAGCACCAUCCGCAGCACAGCCAAUACCUAUUCGAUCCGAUCAACCAUGCCCUGGCCAUUUACAUGGAUGCCCUCAACAUCUUUAUUCGAAUUGCCAUUAUUUUGGCAGGAGAUCAGAGGCGGAAGAAGUAGUGUCAAAAGUGAGAGCAUACUUGGAAAAACUGGUGAAAAUUUAAAACAUUUUCAAGUCUCGAUUCGAAAUUGAACAAAAU
Molecule: messenger RNA, 1313 nt
Organism: Drosophila bipectinata
Lineage: Eukaryota; Metazoa; Arthropoda; Insecta; Diptera; Drosophilidae
Gene: Mics1
Product: Mitochondrial morphology and cristae structure 1
Cellular component (GO): mitochondrial inner membrane
Source: RefSeq, a predicted model, not a curated record